AUGGAGGCCCCCAAUAUUGCUGCUCCGGAACACUGGCCUGCUCGGAUUCAGAGCACUGGCUCCGCUGCACGUGCGUCAGCUCCUCGAGCUCCCCUCUCCUGCUCCUCAUCUCAUCACAACAGCACAGUAGCACAAAAAAGAACGGCAUCGCCACCGGCAAAUGCGACGAGGGGAGAUGUGAAGUGUGCCCUGCGGCUGGCUCCGCAGCGACGUCCGUACUGGCAUCCGAUACGCACAGCACACUGCUCCCGAGCUGACCAGAAGCGGCAGCUGCCAGAACAGAAGCCGACGUUGACAAUGCGGAGAAGAUGGAAGAAGAAGCAGACGGAUCGAUUCAAAUUCGCAGAGUGGGAGACCCCUGCGCAUCGGCAAGCUGCGGCUGCUGCCGCUGCUCGCCACCACAUCCACCGGAUCUCACUUUCGCGACAAGGCAAGGCGGGAAAGAGCGGUGCUGCCGCGGGCACUGCACUUGUGCCUGCUGCUGCAACAACAUUCAAGUGCCCGAAAAGGUGCAGGCAGCUUGACCUGCGAGAAAUAGCCGCAUCAACCGGCGCGCGCUUGCACUGGGCUUUGGUUCUCGAAGCCAUGCAAUGA
Gongylonema pulchrum is the source of this 594-nucleotide messenger RNA. NCBI's taxonomy places the organism in Eukaryota, Metazoa, Nematoda, Chromadorea, Rhabditida, Gongylonematidae. The record is from the annotation of a GenBank genome assembly.